This is a messenger RNA of Doryrhamphus excisus (bluestripe pipefish), 2314 nucleotides long. It is a transcript of the gene gnb2, whose product is annotated as guanine nucleotide binding protein (G protein), beta polypeptide 2. The record is from RefSeq and is a predicted model, not a curated record. Gene Ontology annotation, molecular function: protein binding. Gene Ontology annotation, biological process: signal transduction. NCBI's taxonomy places the organism in Eukaryota, Metazoa, Chordata, Actinopteri, Syngnathiformes, Syngnathidae.
GGGAGGAGGAGGAAGCCACGAAGAGAGGAAGGAAAUGAAGAUCACGUCACGAAGAGCAGAAUCGGAGUAAAAAAAAAAAAAAAAAAAAAAGACGAGUGCUAUUUAAUGGACACUCCUUACAUUGACGCUACCGUGGACUCAUCUGGAACUCGUCUUUAAGCAACAUGUCAUCGUGGACUCGCUCGGCGUGAGAAGGGAAAAGCGGCCACGCAGCUGUGGGUAUACAUAUAAAACAUAUGUAUAUUUUUUUGUGUGGAAAUGUGUGAAGACCUCCUCUUCUUCCUCCUCCGUGUGCCUGCCCACUGACGCCUCUUCGUGUGCAUCUUCUCUGCACAUUUUUUAUUUUUUUUUAAAAAGACAUAUUGUUGCAUCUAGUGGAUUUUUUUCUGAAUAGAGGAGGAGGAUUUUUGUUUUUUUAGUCCCCAUCAGAAAGGAGAAGAAGAAGGAUCGGGAGAAUUAACAGGAAGCAGCUACAACAAAUCCCAAAAUGAGUGAGUUGGAGCAGCUUCGUCAGGAGGCCGAGCAACUGAGGAACCAGAUACGAGAUGCCAGGAAAGCAUGUGGGGAUUCGACGCUGACACAGAUAACAGCUGGUCUGGAUCCAGUGGGUAGGAUACAGAUGCGGACAAGGCGCACCCUUCGAGGCCACCUUGCUAAGAUCUAUGCCAUGCACUGGGGGUCAGACUCAAGGCUUCUUGUUAGCGCUUCUCAAGAUGGCAAACUGAUCGUGUGGGACAGCUACACCACUAACAAGAUACACGCCAUCCCCCUGCGCUCGUCCUGGGUGAUGACCUGUGCGUACGCCCCGUCUGGAAACUAUGUGGCAUGCGGAGGCCUCGAUAACAUCUGUUCCAUCUACUGCCUGAAGACACGAGAGGGUAACGUUAGGAUCAGCAGAGAACUACCUGGACAUACAGGUUACCUGUCAUGUUGCCGUUUCAUCGAUGACAAUCAAAUCAUCACCAGUUCAGGAGACACCACCUGUGCGUUGUGGGACAUCGAGACGAGCCAGCAGACCACGGUGUUCUCAGGCCAUACAGGCGACGUCAUGAGUCUGUCCCUGUCGCCCGAUCUUCGCACCUUUGUAUCGGGGGCCUGCGACGCCUCGGUCAAGCUGUGGGACAUCAGAGACAGCAUGUGUCGACAGACCUUUACGGGUCACGAGUCGGACAUCAACGCCAUCUGUUUCUUCCCCAACGGCAGCGCAUUUGCCACGGGCUCCGACGACGCCACCUGCAGGCUGUUUGACCUGCGUGCCGACCAGGAGCUCAGCCUCUACUGUCAUGACAACAUCAUCUGCGGCAUCACCUCGGUGGCUUUCUCCCGCUCGGGCCGCCUGCUGCUGGCGGGCUAUGACGACUUUAACUGCAACAUCUGGGACGCCAUGAAGGGAGACAGAGCAGGAGUCCUGGCCGGCCAUGACAAUCGUGUGAGCUGUCUGGGCGUGACUGAUGACGGCAUGGCUGUCAGCACCGGGUCCUGGGACAGCUUCCUCAAGAUCUGGAACUAACACACACACACACACACAUACACAUAUACAUAUACACACACUUCUGGGAACACAGGUUGGCCAGCUGGUGUUCGCACUGUAAUGUAAGCUUCAACAAAGUGCAACAAGUGUACAUAAGACAUAGUGUGACAACUUAGUUUACACCCAUCACACGUGCUACCUUCAGCUGACUGAGGUGCACAAUUGCAGCUGCAAGGCUACUCUCUCACACACACACACAAACACACACGUAAAAAAGAAACAAAACAAAAAAAAAAAAUCAGUGUGACCAAAUACAGUUUUCUUGUAUUUCCAACAAAAACACAUCUAUGACCUGAAGCCUUUGAAAUAAAACGUUUUUCCUGCGCUUGUGUUCAGCAGGGGAGGAGACAAUUCCGUCUUGUUUACAAUGAAGUACUUUUUUUUUCCCCGUCUCCGUGCCACAUGUAUUGCAGUGAUGCUUUGGAAGUUGUGGGAUUAUUAGAAUACUGAAAAAUGAAUGAAAUAUCAUUUUAUUCUCUAAACAAACCAUCAUGCUUUCCAGGGUUUUUAUAGCUUACUUCUAUGCCCCCCCCAUAUUCAGUGCAUUUGUUUGUUUUUUUACACUUAUUUACUUCAUGUUCUCCCUGUGUGCCUCAGAUACACUUACAGGAUUAUUACUAGAGAAUACGGAUAAGAGGUAUAAGAAGUAAAUGGGGAAAAAAAGAAAAGCAUUGUUUAGUGUGUGAAUGCAGCAGGAGCCAGUAUUCACGCUUAAAUCUGGACAUGAUGAUGGUAUAAUUGUACAUAUUAAUAAAUAACCUCUCCUGCCAGUCAUUGUGGUCU